This is a messenger RNA of Halichondria panicea, 793 nucleotides long. RefSeq names its product large ribosomal subunit protein bL19m-like. NCBI's taxonomy places the organism in Eukaryota, Metazoa, Porifera, Demospongiae, Suberitida, Halichondriidae. Gene Ontology annotation, biological process: translation. The record is from RefSeq and is a predicted model, not a curated record. Gene Ontology annotation, cellular component: ribosome; mitochondrial large ribosomal subunit. The transcript is spliced from 2 exons. Gene Ontology annotation, molecular function: structural constituent of ribosome. Bases 48 to 698 code for a protein of 216 amino acids.
AUACAGCCACAGGGGGUGUGGUCAGCGAGAACUCUGGCUUCUGCCACAUGGCCAUGGUCAAAAUGUCAGCUAGAGGGGUUCAGAGGAUCUUUCAUCAAUUCUUCUCUAUUCCAGGCCAUUAUUGGGCCCAAAGACUGUUGUGUACAAGCUCUUUACCUGGCAGUUUCCAUCAAGCUCGAAGAAGCCAAUACGAUGUUGUAAGGUCUAUUCUUAUGACUGAUUCUUCCCGCACUGUGGCGAAGUUGAAAAGUGGAGUGUGUGAUAAUCCGAAAGAAGCCAACACGAACCUUUUGAACUUUCUCAACCAGUCAGACAUUACAAAGCGAAAGGUAAACUCGCGAAUCCCAUUUUUCACAGCUGGUAGCUAUCUCUUGGUUACUAGAGCUGACCCGUUCUCUCCAAGAGGCGAGUCCAAGUUUGUAGGAAUAUGCAUAGCAAGAAGAAAAGUGAACACCCUGGGAUCUACUUUUACCAUGAGGAACGUCAUAGAUGGUAUUGGUGUGGAGAUAAUGUUUGAACUGUAUUCCCCAGCCAUUAAAGAAAUUAAAGUUUUGAAGCUUGAGAAAAGACGUCGGGCCAAGCUGUAUUACCUCAGGGACAAGCCACCAAAAUACAGCACUGUCAAGGAGAACAUGAAGCCUGUUCCAAAUGCAGGCAAAAUUGCAGUGUAUAGGAGAAAGCCAGGAGAACCUGCAUAGCUUGGUAUGUGACAUUACACACUUACAUAGAAUACAUAAUUAUUAGCAAAAUCAUUAUUCUUUGUGUUUACUGCUGAUUUUUGUUGAUGUGACCA